AGCAGCUAAUCACAACUAACACUUAGAUGAUGUAGCGUAAAAAAACAACAACAAAAGAGCCCAAACAUGAGCAGCAGAAACAUUCACAAGAACGCCGUGCGUGUGAAUAACAUCACCUACCGGAAGGAGUCUUGUCAAGUCAGCAAGAGUGAAAUAGAGUUUCAGAAGUCAGUGAUGAAGGCAAAAUCCGUCGCUGACCUGCACCUGAAAUUUGCAGAGAAGACAUGGAAUGAGACCUUUCAGCUUGUCCGAAGAUGCAUGGACAAAUCCAGAGAUGAAUCCAAACCUUGUGAGCCGCUGGUUAGAUCCCUGGAAAGGCUCCAGGAAGUGUUUAAUGUUUCCUCUAUGAAUACCAUGAAGUCUCGUCUGGAAGUAAUUGCCAAACGCCAAGGAAUGGGCUUUCACAUCACUGAGGCCACAUGCUACCUGACAGCUGAUCUGUUCUACCUGGAGGUGGUCUUACUGCCGUGUGGCGGGGUGGAGGAGGUAAAAGUGGCCCUGCAUGGAGAAUCCCCUGUUCACAGUGAGUCUCUCCUUCAGCUGCUGAGGUCAAAACAGUUUGCUGAGUUCUCCGUGAAGUUGGCAGGCCUCUUCGCCCAGUACAACAUCCCUGAAGACAAUGAAAUCAAAUUAAAAUUGUUUGCAUCUCUACAAUGCCUCGGGAAAGACCUGCAGCAAAUAUCACAUUUGCCAAGGGUUCCAAAAGAUGCUGACCCCCAAGUGGAUAUGAUUAACAAUGGCAGGAUUGGUUGUCUGAUAGCUGGAAAAGAAGAUUGCCCCCUGACUAUCCAGUUCUAUAUCACCCCGACUGAUGAACUGAAGACGUCAGAUAGACGUAAGAUGUCAAAGUUGCCAAACGACUUCAGAUUUGUCGAAAAUAUGAGGGAGACAGUCGUCCAGGCAGCCCAGGUGACUGUAGGUGUCAGCGAUGUGACUCACAAGCUUCAGAUGGCAUCUGUGAUCCCACAGCCUCCACAGCUGGAUGCCCAGGGAUAUCCUGUGUUCCUGCCGUUGGGUGAGGGGCUGUAUGAGACGUCUGCUGCCUGCUUUCUUAUGAAACUGCAGCCAGAGAUACCAAUGACUCUCGCUUUCGUAAACAAGCUCAGCCAAAUUACAGAUGUGACCAUACCAGAUGUUGACCUGCAGUGGGCACCCUUACCCAAGCUUCUGAUGAGACAUUUACCGAGUGCUAACAGCCACAGGGAGACAUUAAAUCAGCAGGAUGCUAUUUUUACAGUGCCUCUUCCUGGUGGUGUGAUGCACAGUUAUGUUCUCCCUGGAGCAGCAUGGGAGGUGCCUGCCCACAGAGCGACUGUCAUGGACAGUAUUCCCUUCACCCACCCUGCCCAUGUCCCAGCCCUGCUGCAGCUGCUUCGACACCAGUGUACCAUCAACACCCUGCUGAGGAGCUGUAUGACCUCUCAGUGUGCCAGAACAAGUUCAGUGUGUGACCAGCACUUGGAAGUCCUUCCGGAGUCAGAGACCAGCUUCUCUGUGACCUUCCACCGACCGGACACGGACACCCUCGCUGUUUUGGUGGUGAAUAUAUCUGACGCUCAUCAGAUUACCUGCACUUUGUUUGGAGCAGGAAUAGAGGAUCACUCUAUGGAUGAAAACCUUUCCACUAUCAUGAAGAGGUGCACGUCCAUUCCUGUGACCUUGAGGAUGUUAUACAGCAAGCUAGAGGAGAUCACCUCUGCCCCACUUUCUCCCAGCCGCCUGGCCACCUCAAAGGCUGAAAAUGACCACUAUGCUCCCUUAAGCGGCACUGUGGCAGACCCCAACAGCGCCUUAACCACAUUCUCCCAGAGUGCAGCUGUGCCAGAGGACACUUUCAGUGUUCAGCCUAGUUCCGCCUGCUAUGCCAUGUCGGUUUCCAAAUCUGAGCUUCUUCCUGAAAUAAAUACAAGUCCUCCUGUCAACCUUUACCCAUUCAAUCCUGUUCCAAUGUUUUCACAUUGGACGACCAAUAAUGGCCACCUGUCAGAGCUGAUCUGAAACUGUGUGUGCUUUACAUGUUUAAGCCUCUUAAAAAUGUGUUUAAUUAAAUAAAUGUUUUGGUAAAGCAACUA
Micropterus salmoides (largemouth bass) is the source of this 2072-nucleotide messenger RNA. RefSeq lists its product as uncharacterized. Gene Ontology annotation, molecular function: nuclear retinoic acid receptor binding; transcription coregulator activity; nuclear vitamin D receptor binding. Lineage: Eukaryota; Metazoa; Chordata; Actinopteri; Centrarchiformes; Centrarchidae. The record is from RefSeq and is a predicted model, not a curated record. Bases 67 to 1998 code for a protein of 643 amino acids. Gene Ontology annotation, biological process: regulation of transcription by RNA polymerase II; cellular response to thyroid hormone stimulus. Gene Ontology annotation, cellular component: mediator complex. The transcript has 18 exons.